Epithele typhae is the source of this 657-nucleotide messenger RNA. Its product is annotated as 5-formyltetrahydrofolate cyclo-ligase. Gene Ontology annotation, biological process: tetrahydrofolate interconversion; folic acid-containing compound biosynthetic process. The record is from RefSeq and is a predicted model, not a curated record. Gene Ontology annotation, molecular function: 5-formyltetrahydrofolate cyclo-ligase activity. Bases 1 to 657 code for a protein of 218 amino acids. NCBI's taxonomy places the organism in Eukaryota, Fungi, Basidiomycota, Agaricomycetes, Polyporales, Epitheliaceae. The transcript has 5 exons. Gene Ontology annotation, cellular component: mitochondrion.
AUGGCAUCAGUCCUCCAGAAGCAGAAAGGCGCAUUGCGCAAGGCGAUGCGCGUCAUGCUCGCCAGCCUCUCGCCAGAGGAGAUACAGGCACAGUCGGCCCAGAUAACGACCACGCUCCUCGCGCUUCCCGAAUUUCGCGCGAGCCGCGCCGUCAGCUGCUUUCUCAGCAUGCCCCCUCCGGCCUGCGAGGUCGACACCUCGGCGGUCGUCGCCGCGGUCCUCCGAACUGACAAACGCCUCUACGUACCCAAGAUGACGGACACCGCCCGCGGCCGCAUGGACGUCUUCCGGAUCUUCGACGAGCCCGACCUCGCCGCGCUCCCCCGCGGGCAGUGGGGCAUCCGCGAGCCUGAGGCUGAGUAUUUGGGCCAAGCCCGUCCGGCCGGCAUCGCGUUCGAUCGAUCGCUAUCGCGCCUCGGGUACGGCAAGGGCUACUACGACCGCUUCCUCGCGGCGUACGCGCAGGGCGGCGCGGGGCGACCGAAGCUCGUCGCGCUCGCGCUGCGCGAGCAGAUCCUCGUGGAGGGCCAGGUCCCGGCGGGCGAGCUCGACUGGAGGGUGGACAUGAUCGUGGGCCCGGACGGGAUCGUGCUCCCCCGCAGUGGCUCCCCUUCCGCCAGCCCAUCUCCGCCGCCUUCCGCCACCGACGCAGCGUAG